Molecule: messenger RNA, 1441 nt
Organism: Phoenix dactylifera (date palm)
Lineage: Eukaryota; Viridiplantae; Streptophyta; Magnoliopsida; Arecales; Arecaceae
Product: Ribosomal protein L9/RNase H1
Biological process (GO): translation
Cellular component (GO): ribosome
Molecular function (GO): structural constituent of ribosome
Source: RefSeq, a predicted model, not a curated record
GAGAGGCGUCGCAAUGCAUGCUAACUCUCUCUUAUCAGUUAACAGCAAAAAGGAAAUGCCCUAAAAAUCUCUGGGAGCGCUUGUUCUCUCCGCCCCCAAUCCCCGACGCCUUCCCCCGCCACCCCUCUCGAGACACCUCACUGACGCUGCCGCCGACGACAGCGGCAGCAGCCAAGCCUCCUCCUCCUCCUCCUCUUGUCGGUAGCAGCGGUGGGCACGGUUCAGGAGCGUAGAAGGUUGGACACUUCCGGGGUUCCAUCUCCCCCCAAACUUGAGUGCAAAUGGCUCACAUGUGUUGUGGUCGAGAUGCCCUUCGCCGCCUCCUUCGAGCCCAGACUUCCUCCUCCAAUGCUGGCAUCACCAAUCCCAUCCUCUUCGCCGGACAAGGCCUCAGAUAUCGGAAGCUGGAGGUCAUCCUCACCACGACGGUUGACAAACUGGGGAAAGCUGGGGAGACGGUGAAGGUGGCCCCAGGGUAUUUCCGCAACCACCUGAUGCCCAAGCUGCUUGCCGUCCCAAACAUAGACAAGUAUGCCUUUCUUAUCAGUGAACAGCGCAAGCUUUACCAACGUGAAGAAGCAGAAGCUGUGACAGAAGUUUCAAAGACUAGGGAUGAUGCAGUGCAAGAUCAGGAGGAUAAAAUGAAAGAAUAUCAGACAGCAGCAAAACACCUUGAUAAUGCUCUCCUGGUUUUGAGAAGGUUCAUCAAGGUUGACACUGAACUGCGUACACCUGUGACAAAGGAGGAACUUGUGGCUGAGGUGGCGAGACAGCUUUGUGUUCAUAUCCACCCAGAUAAUCUGCACCUACCGUCACCACUCCAAUCAUUGGGGGAGUAUGAGGUGCCCCUCCGCCUACCAAGAGAGAUUCCACGGCCUGAGGGAAGGCUUCAGUGGACUCUAAAUGUUAAGAUCAGGAGAAAAUGAAUCAGCAGGAGAGCUGCUUCCAUAUUGCGAUCUCUCAAAUUGUCCAACAUACAAACCUGCUAAGUAAAUUCAUUGGUUAAGUGUAUUAGCAUGCAAUUUGAUAGCUUCAGCUGUAGGUUGAUGUUAUCAACCCUCACUCGACUUUCAGCUGCAGUGAAGGUGGGAGUGGUAAUCAUAGAGAACAUCUUAAAAAGUGGGGUUUGAUGAGAUUGGCAAACAAAUAUAUGGCACCUAUAUAAUGAAGCUGCGGAAUUUUCUUCAAAUAUGUUGCUGCUGUCAAGGGAUCUGAAGUUUUAUCAAUCAGAUUGUUUGUUUCAUUAUGAGUUGAUCUUCUUUUUUUUUAUGAAAAAGGAAAGAAAAAGAAUACAGCAAGGAACUAUCCUUUUUCUUUUCACUUAUUUUUCUGCCAGAAUCAAAUUCCUUCUCCAAAAACUGCGGUCAUACCAUGUAGCAAUGCAUGCAAUAAUUGUUUCAUCCAAGUUGAGAAUCUUGAAAUUAAUCUACUUUUGUACUCA